Molecule: messenger RNA, 3476 nt
Organism: Erythranthe guttata (spotted monkey flower)
Lineage: Eukaryota; Viridiplantae; Streptophyta; Magnoliopsida; Lamiales; Phrymaceae
Source: RefSeq, a predicted model, not a curated record
UUGUUUCAAUUUUUUUUAGGGUUUUCAUUCGAAUUCGCGGUUUAUUCUAUUGUUGUUGAUCUCGUUUGAAUUCCAGAUUUUCAUAAACCAUCUUGAAUGCAAACGAUCUCUAAUAAACUUGAUGAUCUCAAUAGAACUUUAUGAAAUGCAGAUUCGUUUUGUUUUAAUGAAAAAGAAGCACCUCAAAUAUAUCUUGGUUGGAUCUAUUCUUUUCUCACUUAAAAAAGCCGGAAUUCGUUCUUUCUCUUUGAGUUUUAGGGUACAUCGAUUCAACUGUUAUCAUGGCUCUGUAUCUGUUUAUCGCUUUUGCCUUGACGAUUUACGACUCUUAUCACUUUUUUCGAUUUGUUGUUGUUGUUUGUCCGCAUUGAUUUAAUCUGUAAUCUUGGAAUAUACGCAGAUCUUUUUGUUUGUCGUGGUCGUUAGUAUUUAGUACAACUAAACUAAUGAUCACGUGUUAAAUAACAUUUAUUAUUUUUCGCAAAGUCGAACAACUGGUAACUUGCCAAAUUUCAUCACUGCAUUAUGUGCCGUUUUCCUUGUGUAUUUUACCACGUCAUUUUUUUAUGAGUUAGCUUGUUUGUUUACUGCAAGUGUUUUAUGACCCUUUUUUCUUUUAAAUAAUUAACUAACAUUUAGUGUUUUUUUUUUUCCUCAGUUGUUUCAGAAAUUAGUCAUUUGCUGAAAUGGCCAACAACCCCCAGUCUACAGGCAUGCAGCCUCGUUUAGUUGCUCAUGUGGGCCCACCUCCAAAUUCGCUUCUUCCCAUGCCGAUACAAUUUCGACCACUAGCUCCGCCACCACCACCGCCGUCAUUUAUUCCGAUGGGUCCUCAGCAGUUUCAGCCCAUCGGACAUUCAAUCCAGUACCCUCAAGCACCACCGCCGCUGCAGCCACCACCGCUUCAAAGACAUGUUCUGCCUCAAGGAACACCCAACAGUUUCAUGCCUGCUUUUGCUGGUCCCGGAAUUCCUCAUAUAUCAUUCAGCUCUGGUGGACAAACUCAAAAUAAUGUUGUCUCGACAGCUCAGCAUCUGCCAAUGUCACAGACAGAUGCCCCACCCAAUUUUUCUGCACCCUGGUUUUCUAGUGGGACCCACAAUACACAGUCGGGCUUACCUAUGCAACCAGCACUCGGGGUUUUUUCACAGAACAUAAAUCCUGUCACGCCUUUGCAGCAGAAUUCCGAGCAAAAUACAACAGGGAAAAAUACUCUGCUUGACCUAGCCGAACCGGCUUCAUCGUAUUGGAGAGAGCACACAUCUCGUGGUGGAAAAAAAUAUUACUACAACAAGAAGACAAGGGUUUCGACAUGGGACAAGCCUUUCGAAUUAAUGACACCGAUUGAGAGGGCCGAUGCAUCAACUGACUGGAGGGAAUUCACUACUCCCGAAGGGAGAAGGUUUUACUUUAACAACGCCACAAAAACAUCUAAAUGGGCUAUUCCAGAUGAAGUCCAGUUGGCUCGUGACAGAGUGAAUGCAAACCCUAGUGAAGGAACAUCAACAGAUGUAGUAAAUUCAUAUGCUGUUUCAUCAACUCCCGAAGUAAAUAAUUUAUCUUCAUUGGUGCAAGAAAAUGUAAUUGUGCCGAGCCCAGUUUCAGUCACACCUGCCGUUGAGCCGGACCUUCCAGAAGCUUCCGGAGCAUCCAGCACACAUGAGUUUGCUAAUUUAAAAUCGGAUUCAACUGGAUUACAAAGUCCACUCGAAAUUACGACUACGCCAAUGAGAAUUUCCGAUGCUUCGCCUCACGAAGCUGCUGUCGUGAAAAUUUCUACAGAAAAUGUAGAUGAAGAUAAUCGUAGUGCGGAAGUUUCCGGAAGUGGGGACAGUAAUUUGCCGGAAGAGCAGAAACUAGAUGAUGGACCUUUAGUAUACGAGACUAAAGAGGAGGCGAAGAAUGCUUUCAAAGCUCUACUGGAAGCAUCAAAUGUGGGGUCCGAUUGGAGCUGGGAUCAGGCUAUGAGACUGAUUAUAAAAGAUCGGAGAUACGGUGCACUAAGGACUCUGGGAGAGCGAAAACAAACUUUCAACGAGUGUGUGGGGCAGAAAAAGAAACAAGAAGCUGAAGAGAGACGGGCUAGACAGAAGAAAGCAAAAGAGGAUUUCAAAACAAUGUUACAAGAAUGUAAAGAUUUGACAUAUACGACAAGAUGGAGCAAAGCGAUAUCUAUGUUUGAAAAGGACGAACGCUUUCAAGCUAUCGAUCGAGUUAAAGAUCGUGAAGACCUCUUUGAUGACCAUUUAGAGGAGCUUAAGCAAAAGGAACGAGCAAAGGCUUUGGAGGAGAAGAAACUUCAUAAAGCUGAAUAUUUGGAGUUUCUAAAAUCUUGUGACUUUGUCAGGGCGAGUAGCCAGUGGCGAAGAGUUCAAGAUCGCUUGGAAGAUGAUGAGAGAUGCUUACGCCUCGAGAAGAUAGAUCGCCUUGAAAUCUUCCAAGAAUACAUACGCGAUUUAGAGAAGGAAGAAGAGGAGCUUAGAAAAUUGCGAAUGGAAGAACAGAGGAAAGCAGAGCGCAAAAAUCGAGACGAAUUCCGAAAGCUGAUGGAGGAGCAUGUUGCUACCGGCGCUCUUACUGCAAACACUCAUUGGCGAGAGUAUUGCAUGAAGGUUAAAGAUGCUCCUGCAUAUCUGGCUGUGUGUUCUAACACCACAGGCUCUACAGCAAAAGAUCUCUUUCAAGAUGUUGUCGAUGAUCUUGAAAAACAGUAUUCGGAGGAUAGAGAGCACAUAGAAGCAGCUAUGAAGGCUGAAAAGAUAUUCUUGUCAUCAUCUUGGACUAUUGAAGACUUCAAGGGUGCUCUUUCCAAAGAGCUUAAAUCAAAAUCGGUAUCAGAUAUAAACUUGAAGCUGGUAUUUGAUGAUUUAAUCAAAACUGAAAAGGAGAAAGAGGAAAAGGAAGCUAAGAAACUAAAGCGUCUAACUGAAGACGUUUAUAAGUUCCUUUUCGUUUCAAAGGACAUAUCACCAUCUUCCAAGUGGGAGGACUUCAAGUCACUUGUUGAAAAGAGGUUUACUGCUGAAGAGAGCUUUUUCUUGGAAAUAUUUAAUAAGGUGAUCAAUGAACUUAAAGAAAAGGCGAAAGAGAAGGAGCGCAGGCGAAAAGAACAAAAUGCUAAGGACAAGGAGAGAAGAGACAAGGAGAUGAGGAAAGAUAGAAGAAAUAGAGACAGAGGACCUGAAAGCAGAAAGGGCAAAGAGAGACGAAAAUCAGACGAUACAGAGAGCGAUCGGUCAGGUUCCCACGGUUUGGAAGAGAACCGAAGGUCAAAAGACAGGAGAAAUAAACAUCAAAAGCGGUCUUUUGACACUUCGAGUUUAGAUGACGAUGAGAAAGAUAGGGCCAGGUCUCGUAGAAGAAGUGUCGAAUCCAAAAGGUCAAAGCAGAUGGCUGAUGUGGAUUUGGACGAGGAGUCUCGGGGGAUUAAGGUGCAAAAAUGCAUGCACCAUUUUGGUAUAGCUGACAUUGGUUAG